Chironomus riparius is the source of this 2331-nucleotide messenger RNA. The record is from the annotation of a GenBank genome assembly. NCBI's taxonomy places the organism in Eukaryota, Metazoa, Arthropoda, Insecta, Diptera, Chironomidae.
AAGAGGAGUCGGUCAACACGUUCAAGACGUCUGGCGAGAAAAAAAAAGAAAAUUUUAAUUUUCUGUGAAAAAAAAGAUUGAUUUGGUUUUAAGUGCUUGUGGAAUCUAGGACUUAUUUCCUAACGAGAUCAUAAAAUAGAAUAAAAAAUUUAAUGUCUUUUACAUUGAAUGUGCUUGUGUCAAUUACAUAAAGUCUUCAGCUAGGAGUGAAUGAAAAUGAUUUAAGUGCGCUUUAUUCGAGUAAAAAUCAAAAACAAAACAAAAAGGAAACAAAAUCGGAGCCAGUGAAGCAAGCUCCCACCGAAGAUUCUCAGUAAUAAAUGUUAUAUUUAUAAAAGUGAAGGUAGUGAUAUAUCAAAAACACAUAAGAACUCUCUCAUGUGAGUGAUAACUGUCAAGUUGAAUAGACUUUACCAUACCCUAAGUACGGAACAAUAAAAUAAGAACUUGUCAAGUUGCUGAAAGAACAUUUCAUAAAUUUCAAAAGAAAAAGGAAAAAUUGAAAAUAAUAACUUGUACAAUAAACCGCUUGUGCUAAAACCUAAACCUAAAUUGAUUAAGACGGAGGAUGAAAACGAAAACUUUAGAGGAAACAGAGACGGAAACAAAUGAAUCAUAUACAAUAACUAGCACGAUCAAUAAGCAAAUAAAUAAAUUUAUGACGCCACCGUGUGAUUUAUUGACAUGGAGAGACAUGCCGAGUCACCUGAAAUUCAAUCCAUAUGUGCAUACAGGCUACCGGCCAUUACAGAAUGUCAAAGGAUGUAUAAACAGUCUCUUUUACAUGCACAAUGAGACAAUAAAUAUUCUGACUCAUGGAAUCCCAAUUGUAUACAUUUUGGCAACAGUUCCACCUUAUUUACCAUGGAAUAAUAGUCUUCGUUUUCUUUCAUGGUGUCACCUCGUUGGCUCUGUUUCGCCAUGGAUUGGAAGUUUUGUUUAUCACCUGUUUAUGAACUUAGAACGUGGCGAAACAGUCUAUUAUCGUCUUUUACAACUUGACAUGUUCGGAAUAUGGAUGAGUCAAAGUUUCGGCGCACUACCGUUUGUUAUAGCGAGUGUCUUCUGCAUGAGUGGAUUCAUAAAAUGGUUAACAAUUAUAUCAUAUUGUAUCUUCUGUAUCUUUGGCUUACAAAAAGCUUUAACGGCUGCUUCCCCAUGGCAAAGACGUCUUUGUUUUGCAUUACCUUUCCUCAUGCGCGCUAUUCUGACAAUAUUGAGAUUAUCGAAGUUCGCGGGUGGAAAUCCAACGGCAAUGACACACGUAUUUUUGCAGGAUGGCGUUUCAAUAUUUGGCGGUGCAAUUGGAGCUAUGCACAUCCCUGAGAAAUGGUUCCCAGGCUGUUUGGAUUAUUACUUGAACUCUCACAACAUUAUGCACGUCCUCGUUGUGGUGGCCGUGUAUUCAAUGCAUCAGGCGACCGUAAGAGACAUCGACUGGAUGGAAUCAAUGUCAACAUCAAAGUGCGGUGCAAUAUCAAAUCAAACAAUUGACAUACCAUUGUUAAGUAAUUUAACAUCCGAUUCACAUUUCGAGCUAUGAUUUGCUAGCACCGAGAACUUUAAGGAGAUGUCAAAACUUUUAAUUUUAUUUUUAUGGCUCUGAUUUGGUAGAAGAAUUCAUGAGAAUUUAAACAUUUUUCUCUAUCGCAUUUAGAGACGUAUAAAGAUUUGUAUAAAAAAUUGAAAAAUAUAAUCAAGGUUGGGACAGAUUUGAAUAUUACUGAUUGUUUGGGGAUUUCUAGAUUGAAGAAGUUAAAUUUAAUGAAGAAAACAAACUUUAUUUUAUCGAAAGUUUCGUUAGGAUUUUUUUUAUAAGUCAGAAGGGAGUUGAGAACUUUAUAAGUUUUGCUCAGUACUUCUUUUACGUCUACGAUAGUUUUAAAGUGAAUUUAGAAGAAUUUUAAAGAUUAACUUUGUUGAAAUAUUUAUGAAAUGACUUUAAAUUUGUAUUAAUAUUAAACUGAAUCGAUGAAAUUCAGGGAUAUCUUAUAUUGUUGCUACUUAGUUCCUAUUUUCUGCUUUUGCUAAUGUUACUUAACUUUAAUUGCUUUCUUAUUAACGCAGAGCUCAAAGUCGAUUCAGAUUUUGCAAGGGAAAAUCCAUACAAAAUCCGAGUCAACUUAAAGAUCUGCUUUUAGCUAAAUUUUAACGAAGCUUAGUUCAGAAAUUGUAAAUAUAAUUUAAACUUUAAAAUAUUCACUUGAAAUCAUUUUAAUCCAUAAAAUCGAAAAUCUGUCUCAAAAAUUGAGUGAAAAAAAAAUUGUAACAAAAAAUAAACUAAAUUAGAGCCUUCAAGAAAAAAAAUUGAAAUUAUAUUAAUUAGAAAAG